GAUUUGGGCAGAGAGAAAGAGUGUGAGAGCAUCCCUAACUGCCGUUGUUGCUAUUUAUAGCCAAGCCCUACUCCACAGUCCUGAGAUGCUCUCCCACCUCCCACAUACAGACGUCAGCCUACGCACACACACACACACACACACACACACACACACUCACUCACUCUCUCACAUAUACAUAUUGACAAAAUAAUUUGACAUGCAGAAAUAUAGCAAGUACAGAAAGGUAGACUGGCUUUUGCACACAGCACAGCCUGCUCACCAGAACAAAAAGAUCUAUGAAUGAAUGAGAGGUAGAGCUCAGGGAUGUUUGUUUGGCAAUCAAGGUCAGUUUUUACUUCAUCAAAAGCCCUGCAAUAAUUCAUCCUGUUUAUCAGUGAGAGUGUUAGCGACAGAAAGAGGAACUGGGUGUAUGAUUGGGUGGGGGAAGAGUGGAGGGAGCAUUUGUCCUCACAAUAACUAGUUGUUUGUCUUGUCAGAUUGCAUGAAAGGGCUUUGGAGGGAAAGAGAGGGAGCAGCAGAGGAGGAGAAAAAUAAAUCCAUGCCUUCUUUUUUUUUUUUCUUUCUUUUUUUUCUCCUUUCACUUCCUUCCAGGCUGAGUCACUGCUGGUGAGGAGGAAGGUCUGGAGAGGGAACGAGAGAGGAGGAGGAGGAGGUGGAGGAGGAGGGGGAGAAGAAGAAGAAGGGAGGGAGACAGGGAGAUAAGCCACAACAGGAAGCAAAACGACACACACACACACACACACAGAACCACAGCGUGUGCUUGUGUGUGCGUCCGAGAGAGAGACUGCGCGAACGAGAGGGUAAACGGGAAAGGAAGGGAGGGAGAGUGACGCGGAGGCUGGGAGAGCCUGCCCCCCCCCCCCCCCCCUCCUCUCCCUCUCUUUCUCUCCUCUCCUCUCCUCCUCUCCUCCCCUCCUCCCUCUCUCUCUCUCUCUCUCUGUGGAGCAGGCGUGUAGCGGCAUCAGACUCGGCGUGAAGGAACCAUGAGCGAUGUCACCAUCGUUAGAGAGGGAUGGCUUCAGAAACGGGCGGUGGCCACCAUGCUCCAGGGAGCCACCACCAUCUACUGGACCGUGGUGGUACUGCAGGAGAGGAGACAAGACAAGGAGGAAAAAAAAUGUGAAUACAUAAAGAACUGGCGACCACGUUACUUCCUGUUGAAGACGGACGGCUCUUUCAUCGGCUACAAAGAGAAACCUCAGGAUGCAGACCUGCCCUACCCCCUAAAUAACUUCUCUGUAGCAAAAUGUCAGCUGAUGAAGACGGAGAGGCCGAAGCCAAACACCUUCAUCAUUCGUUGCCUCCAGUGGACCACAGUCAUCGAGAGGACCUUCCACGUGGACUCGCCUGAUGAGAGAGAUGAGUGGACAGAGGCCAUCCAGAUGGUGGCUGACAAGCUGCAGAGACAAGAGGAAGAAAGGAUCCAGUGCAGCCCCACCUCCAAUAUCGACAACAUGGUCGAGGAGGAGAUGGACAUCUCAACCACCCACCACAAACGCAAGACAAUGAGUGACUUCGACUACCUGAAGCUGCUGGGAAAGGGAACCUUUGGCAAAGUGAUUCUUGUCCGAGAAAAAGCCAGCGGGAAAUAUUAUGCCAUGAAAAUCCUCAAAAAAGAAGUCAUCAUAGCCAAGGAUGAAGUGGCUCACACGCUCACAGAGAGCAGAGUACUGAAAAACACCAGACAUCCCUUUCUCACUUCAUUGAAGUAUUCAUUCCAGACUAAAGACCGCCUCUGUUUCGUCAUGGAAUAUGUGAAUGGAGGAGAGCUGUUUUUCCAUUUGUCCAGAGAGCGGGUGUUCUCAGAGGAGCGCACGCGCUUCUAUGGCGCCGAGAUCGUCUCAGCUCUCGACUACCUGCAUUCAGCCAAGAUUGUGUACCGGGACCUCAAGUUGGAAAACCUGAUGCUGGAUAAAGAUGGCCAUAUCAAGAUCACUGACUUUGGCCUCUGCAAGGAGGGGAUCACAGAUGCUGCUACCAUGAAGACCUUCUGUGGCACUCCAGAGUACCUUGCACCUGAGGUCCUCGAGGACAAUGACUAUGGUCGGGCGGUGGACUGGUGGGGUUUGGGUGUGGUGACGUACGAGAUGAUGUGCGGCCGACUGCCAUUCUACAACCAAGACCACGAGAAGCUGUUUGAGCUCAUCCUCAUGGAGGACAUCAAGUUCCCUCGCACUCUGUCGGCCGACGCCAAGUCCCUGCUGUCUGGCCUGCUCAUCAAAGACCCCAACAAACGGCUUGGUGGAGGACCAGAUGAUGCUAAAGAAAUAAUGAGACACAGUUUCUUCUCUGGUGUUGACUGGCAGGAUGUCUAUGAUAAAAAGCUGGUCCCUCCCUUCAAGCCUCAGGUGACGUCGGAGACAGACACCAGAUAUUUUGACGAGGAGUUCACAGCCCAGACCAUCACAAUUACUCCACCAGAGAAAUUUGACGAGGACGGGAUGGAUUGUCUGGAUAACGAGAGAAGACCACACUUCCCACAGUUCUCCUACUCGGCCAGUGGGCGGGAAUGAACGGUCCAUCACGGUGACACCAUCGCAGCUGGUCUCUGAGGUCAUCAGUGUGGGACAAAAAGACCCACAGCUUUGGACCGACCCAGAACAAAACAGUGACUUGAAGGAUUUUGCCCUUCUCCUCUUCCUGCUCCUCCUCUCUUUUUCACCUCUCCAGUCCAGUACUCUAUUAAUUUAUUUAUUUAUUUAUUUAUUUUUGUGAAUCCCUUUUUAGAAAGAACUUCCAGGCAAAAUUACCCUCUAAUCCUGCACUGCAUCCCCAGGUGAUCCGAGCCGUGAUGUGAUCAGUUACUACGUAAUGUCCCUUUAAUGACAGGAGCAUCACCGGUGGCCUGCUGUGCUUUGACGUGUGUCAGUCCCACCAAACUCUUUAAAAAAACAAAA
Molecule: messenger RNA, 2900 nt
Organism: Lates calcarifer (barramundi perch)
Lineage: Eukaryota; Metazoa; Chordata; Actinopteri; Centropomidae
Gene: akt3a
Product: v-akt murine thymoma viral oncogene homolog 3a
Exons: 14
Coding region: 987-2516 (509 amino acids)
Biological process (GO): protein phosphorylation
Molecular function (GO): protein serine/threonine kinase activity; ATP binding
Source: RefSeq, a predicted model, not a curated record